AUGAAGAGCCGUGGGCUCGUGUGUGUCAUAGCCCACAAUGACACGGCGCCUGUCAUUUUGAAGACCGUGGACUCCAAGACCGCGAAGAAGACGGGGGAGUGCUUGGCCGGCCUCAUCCGGCGCUCGAUCGCCGAUGUUGGAGACAAGAAGGUUGUCCAAGUGGUCAUGGACAAUGCGUCCAACAACCGGAGGGCGGCCGACAUCCUUCGUGAUGGGUUUCCAGCAAUUUUCUUCAACAACUGUGCGGUGCACGUCCUCGACUUGAUGCUUCACGACAUCGAAAACAUCCGUGCAGUGAAGCGAGUGCUUAACCAAGUGCACAGGGUGGUUAUGAUCGUCAAGGGCAGCGCGUCCGCUGUCACGCUCUUCCACGAGUUGUUUAGCACAUUAUCCUUGGUGCGACCUGGUGCAACACGCUUCGGCACGCAGGUUAUCAUGCUUACCCGCUUCCUGGAAGUAAAGAGAGCGCUCAAGGAGAUGGUGAUAAGUGAGGAGUGGGAGGCGGUGGCGGUGGCACGGUCUGACGAGGGGCGAGCUGUCCGCCUGCUUCUCUUGGAUGAGGUCUAUUGGGACUGCGCGAUAGCGGUCCUCCGCCUCAUGACUCCCGUGUACGAAGUGCUGCGGGUGGUUGACACGCGUGCUCUAGUCAUGGGCCAGAUCUAUGGCCUCAUGCUAGAUGCCAUGUACCUCGGGGAGGUGAAGAACGAUCCCGAGGUAAGGCUGGGGGCGGAAGCGGUGAUCCAGGCCCGUGGGGUGGAUGUCGCUCACCGCACGCUGAUGUUGACGCAGUUGACGCAGUUUCACCAGGGAAAGGGGCUGAUAGGGUCCGAUGACGCCCGUUGGGCAGCAACGGUGUUGGUGGCGAGUGGGCGUUUGACGGAGGCAGAGUGGUGGCUGAUGUACGGGGGGGAAGUGCAAGCGCUCAUGGGGCUAGCUGUGAUGGUGCUGUCACAGCCAGUCACGUCAUAUGAGGUGGAACGCUAUUGGUCCGCCAUUUCACGUGUGCAGAGGCGGGACCGUAACCGCCUCACCGCCAAAAGGAUGAUGGACGUGGCUGAGGUGGCGUUCGCCAGGAGGGCCAGGGAUGCAUUCGAUAGGAAAUCCCGGGAGAGGGAGAAGCUUUAUGCCGAUCUGGCCAAUGGCACCCUCAAGCAAGGGUCUACCAUUAAACCGUCAGCAGCAGCAGAGGAAGAGGAAGUAGAGGACGAGGAGGAGGGAGAGGGGACUGAGCAGCUAUGCACCAUUGAUUGGGACCUUUUCGGGAACAUUGGGAAGAGGAAGAAGAAGGUGCCUAAGUCCGCUAAAAGGAAGAGAAACGGGAAGGCCAAGAAGCCUAACAAGGGAAAGAGGAAGGCAACAUCUUGUCAAACAUUAAUCACAUAG
Messenger RNA from Closterium sp. Naga37s-1, 1383 nucleotides. The record is from the annotation of a GenBank genome assembly. Lineage: Eukaryota; Viridiplantae; Streptophyta; Zygnematophyceae; Desmidiales; Closteriaceae.